AUUUAUUAAUAUCUAUUUAACUUAUUAAUAACUUAACAUAUAAAAUGGUAAAAACAAAGGAGAAUUCUGAGAACAACGCAUCCUCUGAAGCUGAAGAGGAGGAAUACGCUGUUGAGAAGAUUUUAGAUCGUCGCGUUCGCAAGGGCAAGGUGGAAUAUUUUCUAAAGUGGAAGGGGUAUGCCGAAACUGAAAACACCUGGGAGCCGGAGGGAAAUCUCGAUUGCCAGGACUUAAUACAACAAUAUGAGCUGAGUCGCAAGGACGAGGCCAAUACAUCGGGCGGCACGUCAAAAAAGGAAAGACCACAUAGCAGUGCCAAAAACAAGGAAUCGGGUCGUACUAGCGCAACCAUCUCAGUCAACAAACGCAAGUCCGAGGAACCAACGGCUCCAGGGAGCAAGACAGCUCGUGCCGAGCCGGAAGAAAAUGGCAUCAAUGGGCCAACGGAUGGCACUGGCUUUGAUCGCGGCCUUGAAGCUGAAAAGAUUUUGGGCGCAUCUGAUAAUAAUGGACGUCUAACAUUCCUUAUACAGUUCAAAGGCGUCGAUCAAGCUGAAAUGGUGCCAUCGGUUAUAGCCAAUGUAAAAAUUCCACAAAUGGUAAUUCGAUUUUAUGAGGAGCGCCUCUCCUGGUACUCUGACAACGAGGAUUGAUCGAGCCGAAAUCGUAAACGUAUAAAUAAUUGUCAUACGUAAUUUCACGUCAUCCAUUCAUUUUACUAUAAAGCUCAACACAUAUUGAUGUUUUACCUAAUAUUCAAUAAAUAACUUAUCUAUUCAUGUAUGUAUAAGUGUAACAUAUAGAGCUCUCUAACCGCAAAAGUGUAAGCCAUUUUUUAA
Drosophila busckii is the source of this 839-nucleotide messenger RNA. It is a transcript of the gene Su(var)205, whose product is annotated as heterochromatin protein 1. Lineage: Eukaryota; Metazoa; Arthropoda; Insecta; Diptera; Drosophilidae. Gene Ontology annotation, cellular component: pericentric heterochromatin; nucleus. The record is from RefSeq and is a predicted model, not a curated record. Bases 45 to 653 code for a protein of 202 amino acids. Gene Ontology annotation, molecular function: chromatin binding. Gene Ontology annotation, biological process: chromatin organization; negative regulation of transcription by RNA polymerase II. The transcript has 5 exons.